Molecule: messenger RNA, 432 nt
Organism: Miscanthus lutarioriparius
Lineage: Eukaryota; Viridiplantae; Streptophyta; Magnoliopsida; Poales; Poaceae
Source: the annotation of a GenBank genome assembly
AUGUCAUUGGUGGUGAAGCAGUACCGAUGUACACACUCUACGAGCUGUGCUUGCCUCAAGGGCCAUGUCAGGGAGGAUGCAAUGUAUCUCAUGUUCCCACACAUGAAUUGGAACCCAAAGAUGAUUGCUAUCUUAUCCAAUGUAUGUAAGUGGUUUGAUGAAUUUGCCAAGAGGGUGCUCUGGAACGAAUUCUGCAAUGCUAGGGCACCAAAGAUGAUGAAGGAUUUGCACUAUGAAGGAAGCCAUAUUGUUGAUGGCAACUUGAAGGCCCAAGGGAAGCUUCUUAUCUAUUGCGCAGGGUGCCCUAGUGGAGACCUAUUUAGUAAUAUCCAGGAUCCAAUACUAGGGCACUUUGUCUACAGGAUCCAUAUUUCUAGGACAUUGUUGAAGAGCUUAUUGGCACCACAGUGUAGGUCUGAAGGGGCGUGUUAA